Molecule: messenger RNA, 3544 nt
Organism: Salvelinus sp. IW2-2015
Lineage: Eukaryota; Metazoa; Chordata; Actinopteri; Salmoniformes; Salmonidae
Product: G protein-activated inward rectifier potassium channel 3
Biological process (GO): potassium ion import across plasma membrane; regulation of monoatomic ion transmembrane transport
Cellular component (GO): plasma membrane
Molecular function (GO): inward rectifier potassium channel activity
Source: RefSeq, a predicted model, not a curated record
CUAUUUGGCUGUUCAGAAACUGGUUGUUUCACAUGGAUAUGAAUUCAUUUAUUUUCAAAACGUCAUCCUCCACAGACGGAAUAUCAUUACGACCUUCUGCAAGCCUAUUGAAGAAUAGGUCAACUGGAUCAUAAAAUGGUCUCUAUAGCAACCUCGGGUUGUAAAUGCCUCCUCACAUCAUCGGCAUCUAAAUGUCCAGACUUUACCAUAUGUGUAAAACAGUUGACAAAACAGCACAAUGGUUUAKAUAUCUAAUGCCUGUCGUGAUCAUGAAUCUGGGUGAUGGUUUAUGAAUGAUGGUGAUGACAGCAUCCUCCUCGACUGUCGCUCCCAUAAUCUAACACCUGCGCAGCUGCRGGUAAUUCAUACAAUUUUAUCUGAUGCGGAUCGCUGCUGCUGGCUGCACUGUCUAUACCCAAUGGUCUGUACGGACGAACUGCCACCAUUUUAAACUCUUUGAAGACAAACUUGGAAAAUAUAAGAAUAUGCUAUUUGUGAGCACGCUYUUCAUUGAGGAUUACAGACAUCUAAAAAGCAGAGUCGUUUGGUUGGGGUUGCCUUUGUUUUCUGUUGAGAGAGUAGAGGACUGAACUGAUGCUGCGUCGAACACCCUCCUGAUCAGCAGAGCCGAUGGUAAACAUAAAAAUUUUUGUCGGAUGAUCGAACCUGAGCGGACGAUCUCCGAGGCUCACUCUUGGACCAUCCACUCAUCUGUAAGGUCCUUUAUAAAUAAAUAAAGGGACGGGAUAUUAUUUUAAAUAGGAUAAGGCAAUUACCAGAUGAAAGCGGGACAAACCCCACUACAGGACCUUAACGUAAAGAACCGGAUUAAACAGUCAAUAACCAGUGGACAGAGUCUGCCAUAGGGGAGAUUAUCAAAAACUCAGUAAACACACAUACACCAUCAUUCCCGAUGGCGCUUGAAGACUCUGCCUUCACCUCGCGGCCAGAGUCCCUCUCUCUGCCCGUGGUGGAGAAAGCGAAGGGACCAGUGGAAGAGGCUACCGAGGUGACGGCCUCCACCGGAGUGUUUGAUGUGUCUGAGGAUCUGGGCCAUGUGGUUACCACGGAUACCGCCCAGCCUGGCGUUAACAGAUCGUGGAAGUCCAAGUUGGCAGAGAGGCAGGCCAAUGCAGCAUCCGAGGAGUACGUUAAGAAGCUGCCUCGGGUGGUGGAGAAGGAGAGGGGUAGAUUUGGCUGGGCCAAGAGACGUAAGACUCAGCGCUAUGUGGAGAAGAAUGGUCGCUGUAACGUUUCACACGGCAACAUGAGGGAGACGUACCGUUAUCUGACAGAUAUCUUCACCACGCUGGUGGACCUCAACUGGCGCUGCUCACUUUUUGUCUUCGUCAUGGCCUACGCCAUCACCUGGCUCUUCUUCGGGGCCAUUUGGUACCUGAUAGCCUACCUCCGAGGGGAUCUAGAUCAUCUGGAGGAUGAGACAUGGACACCGUGCGUCAACAACGUGAACGGCUUCAUCUCUGCCUUCCUCUUCUCCAUCGAGACAGAGACCACCAUUGGUUACGGCCACCGUGUCAUCACUGACCAGUGUCCAGUGGGCACCAUGCUGCUCCUGCUCCAGGCCAUACUGGGAUCUAUGGUCAACGCCUUCAUGGUGGGCUGUAUGUUUGUGAAGAUCUCUCAGCCCAAUAAGCGMGCGGAGACCCUGGUGUURUCUAAGAAUGCAGUGAUCUCUCUGAGAGACGACAGACUGUGUCUGAUGUUCCGGGUGGGAGACCUGCGCAGCUCACACAUUGUAGGAGCCAACAUGAGGGCCAAACUCAUCAAGUCUAAACAGACUCAGGAAGGUGAAUUUAUCCCUCUGGAUCAGACAGACAUCAGUGUGGGUUUUGAGACUGGGGACGACCGCCUGUUUCUGGUGUCUCCACUGGUCAUCUCCCACGAGAUCGACUGCCGCUCGCCCUUCUGGGACAUGUCUCAGGGCCAGCUGGAGAAGGAUGACUUUGAGAUGGUUGUUAUCCUGGAGGGAAUGGUGGAGGCCACUGGUAUGACGUGCCAGGCGCGGAGCUCUUACCUGGCAGACGAGGUCCAGUGGGGUCACAGGUUUAGUCCGAUGAUGUCACUGGCCGAAGGCUUCUUUGACAUUGACUAUGGCGCCUUCCAUCAAACCUUUGAGGUGGACACUCCCUCUUGCUCAGCGCACGAACUCUCAUUGGCUGCGGCCCGAUUGGAGGCUCAUCUCUAUUGGUCGAUCUCCAGUAAAUUGGACGAAGAGAAAUGGGAGGGAUCUUCUCUGACCAAUCAAUCAGGGAAGCAGCUAGACAAUGGGAAAGGAGGGGUUGUUGGCCCUGUUUCAUUUAUUGUUGGUGAGAUCACUGGAAUAGAAGAACAAUCCGGUCCAGGGGAGUUGAAUGGAAGUGUCACCACUGACCAGUCAGAAUCAGAGGCCUAAAGUAGAUUGGGGCACCCUAUCCCCUAUGCAGUGCACUUAUUUUGAGCAGAGCCCUGGUCCACAGUACUAUAAAUGUCAUGACAGGAUGAACCACAACUGCAGUACUGUAAAUUACUUUUAGCUAAUGUAUAACAUACAGCCAUAGAACAUUUUUUCCCCAAGGGAGAGUUGGGUGGUUUAAAUGGUCCAUUUUGCUCCUUUGUUGCUGUGUUGGAUAACAUUGACUUGAACAUGACAAAUUAUAUCAAUUCAAUUUUGUCUUUAAUUUCUCUGGUGAUAUUUGAUUGUUACCAUGAAUGUCUGUGCUUUACUAUAAUUAUAUUCUAUUGUUAUAGCUCCAAUAUCCUCUGCCAACAACAUACAUUAUAUUAAUUAAUUCACUUUUUUUAUUUAUUUUAAUUUUAAGAAUUAAGUAUUGACAAUUCUUUGUCAGGAAAGAGGAUGUUGUUCAGCCAGGUGAUAUAAUGGAAUGUUCAGAGACAUAGAAAGAGAACGGUGUUUUGGAACGUUCUGGAACGUUCAGAGAGAUAGAAAGAGAAGCAUGUCAUGUGUUGGCUGAAUUGGGGAGUCGAUGUAUAAAAGGAAUGAUGUAUUAUGGAUAGCGUCAUAGAAGAGAACAUGUAUGGUUUUUCACUUUAGCAUGUAUAGAGCAUAUCAAGGAAUCAAUUGAAAUAGUAUCUCUAAAUCUCUUUAUCUCUAAACAAAAAAAACAAGGAUUGUUUUUAAAAGAUUAUAUAGAAGUGUACAUUAUGAUCACAUUAAAACAACCACCAUUUUGUGAUUAAUUUAGAUGUAGAAUCAUUACUGUGUUAACAAUUUUAAAGGGUUACAUCAUAUGUACUGUAGCUUGUCACUGAAGAUGUCCCAACUGGAGACUAGUGGAAGUGUUCAUCCAACAAAACCAAGUAUUUUCUCUCUUGGGAAUGUUUCUGUGUGCUUUCACGUAGAAAGUAAGUAGCACAAUGAAAUAUUUUCUUUCUAUAGCCUCUUAGGAUUUAAGCACAACUGUGUUCCGCUCUGCUCACCCCAACCUCCUGCUUCUGCUGCUGUGUACAUAUGAGCCUUUUUACUUGAUGUUUUUAAUAUUUAAAAAAUCUGAAUUAUUAUCUAUCAAAAUUAAUAAACUAUAUU